AUGACUGCUACUAAUCAGGCCGACCACUCCUUCCGCGCUUUCGUCGAGGCCCUCAAGGCGGACGAUGACCUGGUCGAGAUCAAUACCGAGGUCGAUCAUAACCUGGAAGCCGCUGCCAUCACCCGUCUAGUCUGCGAAACCGAUGACAAGGCGCCCCUUUUCAAUAACCUCAAGGGUAUGGGUGAGAACGGCUUGUUCCGUAUCCUGGGUGCUCCCGGUUCCCUGAGAAGAUCCAAACGGGACCGCUAUGGCCGGCUCGCCCGGCACCUUGCCCUCCCACCUACUGCUACCAUUAAGGAGAUCCUCGAUAAGAUGCUCUCCGCUUCACAACUACCUCCAAUUAACCCGAAGAUUGUCGACACCGGUCCUGUUAAGGAAAACUCCCUCGAAGGCGACGAGAUCGAUCUCACCACACUCCCGGUGCCAAUGGUUCACAAGUCCGACGGCGGCAAAUACUUGCAAACCUAUGGCAUGCAUAUCGUCCAGUCUCCCGAUGGAACCUGGACAAACUGGUCAAUUGCCCGCGCCAUGGUGAAGGACAAGAACCACUUAACCGGCUUGGUAAUCGAGCCCCAGCACCUGUGGCAGAUCCACCAGAUGUGGAAGAAGGAAGGCAGGGAUGUUCCAUGGGCAUUAGCCUUCGGAGUUCCCCCAGCGGCUAUCAUGGCUUCCUCGAUGCCCAUUCCUGACGGGGUGACUGAAGCUGGAUACGUCGGUGCUAUGACUGGUCGCGCCUUAGAGCUCGUCAAGUGCGACACCAACCAUCUGUACGUGCCUGCCAAUGCGGAGAUUGUGCUUGAGGGGACUCUGUCCAUCACCGAGACCGCGGAUGAGGGUCCUUUCGGUGAAAUGCACGGUUAUGUAUUCCCCGGCGACAGCCACAAGUGUCCCGUUUAUAAGGUCAACAAGCUCACCUACCGGACCGAUGCCAUUCUUCCCAUGUCUGCCUGUGGCCGUCUGACAGACGAGACCCAUACCAUGAUCGGUGCCUUGGCCGCAGCGGAGAUUCGCAAGAUCUGCCAGCUGGCUGGUCUUCCAAUUACCGACGCCUUUGCUCCUUUCGAGUCCCAGGUUACUUGGGUCUCCCUCAAAGUCGACACCGCCAAGCUUCGGCAGAUGAAGCUGACGGCCAAGGAGUUCCAGAAGUGGGUCGGCGAUAUUGUGUUUAACCACAAGGCCGGUUACACCAUCCACCGCCUAGUCCUCGUGGGCGACGAUAUUGAUCCCUACGAUGGGAGAGAUGUCAUGUGGGCCUUCGCCACGCGGUGUCGCCCCAGCGCGGACGAAACCUUCUUUGAAGACGUGCGCGGUUUCCCGUUGAUCCCCUACAUGAGUCACGGUACGGGUCCACCCACCAAGGGUGGCAAGGUGGUUUCUGAUGCCCUGAUGCCGACCGAGUAUACCACUGGUGCGGAUUGGGAAGCUGCUGACUUUGAGCACUCCUAUCCGGAGGAUCUGAAGGCUAAGGUUCGGGCUAACUGGGAGGGAUUUGGAUUUAGAAAACGAGAGUAA
Molecule: messenger RNA, 1512 nt
Organism: Aspergillus alliaceus
Lineage: Eukaryota; Fungi; Ascomycota; Eurotiomycetes; Eurotiales; Aspergillaceae
Product: UbiD family decarboxylase
Exons: 1
Coding region: 1-1512 (503 amino acids)
Biological process (GO): cinnamic acid catabolic process; ferulate metabolic process
Cellular component (GO): cytoplasm
Molecular function (GO): carboxy-lyase activity
Source: RefSeq, a predicted model, not a curated record